AUGACGGACAGUGUAUCGCCUUCCCUGCUGCUGCUCCCUCCGCCGCCGCACCCGGCGAAUCGUGCCGCCUUGAGUGCUGCCUAUCGCCCUUCGCUCACUUCAGUCAUCGCACGGCUCAAGCAGCUGGAUCAUUCACAUGGUGCCGUACUCAUUGUCGCUGUUGCCGCUCCCGUGCUCGAAGGUCCUUUCCGCCGGAGCAAGUCGCUUCAUUGGUCGGAUGCACAGUCGCUACUGGCUGGCAUAUAUAGCAUCCUGUCCAUUGUUUGCGCCGAGCUGCAGGUCAAUGCUGUUGUCAACGCCGGGCGGGGCUCCGUCGAUGCCCGUGUCGUGCUCGUGGACCAUCGCCCUACUCAGAGCUCAGGCCUGGAUGACUUCAGGCCCGCGAUAGAGACGAACAACACUGUCGUCGUAGAUCUCGCCACUUUUGCCUCGGCCUAUCACCCUUGGAGUCACAUCUUCAGCGUGGACACCGAGGCAGGACACCAGUUGUUGACCAAAUUCCUAGUUUUGCUAGAGAAGAUUCAGGUUCUGAAGCAAGACCAGAUCAUCACUGUCCAAGGUGGACUAACCUUGAACAUUGCCUCUUCUGCUGCAUCUGGCCCAACAACGCCAUUGUACGAUGUUGUAUGUCUCGGUGGCACAUUUGAUCAUCUGCACCCAGGCCACAAAUUACUCCUAACUGCUGCUGCCUUACUCUUAAACGUGCCCCCAGAUGCACCCAGCAAGCCCUGCCGCUUUGUCAUUGGUAUCACGGGCGACGAAUUGCUCAAGAACAAAAAAUAUGCCGAAUUUGUGCAGUCUUGGGAUGACCGGGCCAAUUAUGUCAUUGAGUUCCUGUCAUCCAUUCUCGCACUUCGGUUGCAAGGCUGGAAGCACGGGCAGACUUUGAAGCUGGAGCGGAAAGAUGGCGGCAUCUCGGCACUGUUCCGAGACGACACCAUUUCCAUCGACUGCGUUGUUAUACAAGAUGCCUAUGGUCCUACUGUCACCGUCGAGGCCAUGGAUGCUCUGGUUGUUUCUGGAGAAACCCGUUCAGGCGGCGCUGCCGUCAACGACAAGAGGAGGUCCCUUGGCUGGCAUGCCAUGGAGGUUUUCGAGGUAGAUGUCCUCAAUACCGAGGAUAUCACCGACGAGACAGCGCAGAAGAGUGAUUUUGCAACCAAGAUUAGCAGCACUGCCAUCAGAAGGCAAAAGGCCGAGUCACGCAUGUAG
Messenger RNA from Pestalotiopsis fici W106-1, 1212 nucleotides. RefSeq lists its product as uncharacterized. The transcript has a single exon. Lineage: Eukaryota; Fungi; Ascomycota; Sordariomycetes; Amphisphaeriales; Sporocadaceae. Gene Ontology annotation, biological process: coenzyme A biosynthetic process. Gene Ontology annotation, molecular function: dephospho-CoA kinase activity. Bases 1 to 1212 code for a protein of 403 amino acids. The record is from RefSeq and is a predicted model, not a curated record.